Molecule: messenger RNA, 2484 nt
Organism: Triplophysa rosa
Lineage: Eukaryota; Metazoa; Chordata; Actinopteri; Cypriniformes; Nemacheilidae
Gene: smap1
Product: small ArfGAP 1
Exons: 11
Coding region: 186-1622 (478 amino acids)
Biological process (GO): regulation of clathrin-dependent endocytosis
Molecular function (GO): metal ion binding; GTPase activator activity
Source: RefSeq, a predicted model, not a curated record
UAACUUCCUCCAAUCGGCCAUAUUCCGCCGCUCUGUUUCAACAAGCCGCCGCACCGCCACCGUAAACCCGUCAUAGUUUCAUUUCUCGGGGGAUGGUCUUCCGUUUAUCACGCUCCAACUGAUCAGACUGAAUCGGGGAACGGCAGGUGAUUUUAUUCGGAAACGGUGAAGGAAAACGGGCCGAAAUGACGACGCGAUCGGAGAGGGAAAAGGCUCAGAAACUGAACGAGCAGCAUCAGGCCAUUCUGUCCAAAAUGCUGAGAGAGGAUGACAACAAAUACUGCGCUGAUUGCGAAGCGAAAGGUCCUCGAUGGGCUUCUUGGAAUCUCGGUGUGUUUAUUUGUAUCCGCUGUGCAGGAAUCCACCGGAACCUGGGAGUGCACAUAUCACGCGUCAAAUCAGUCAACCUGGACCAAUGGACCCCCGAGCAGAUACAAAGUGUGCAGAGCAUGGGCAACACCAGGGCAAGACAGCUGUAUGAAGCUCAUCUCCCAGAAAAUUUCAGACGGCCACAAACUGACCAAGCUGUGGAGUUCUUCAUAAGGGACAAAUAUGAGAGGAAGAAGUACUAUGAUAAAAAUGCUGUCAAUGGAGCCAUUAAGUCCUCUGAUGCUGCUUUGCCUUCAGUAUCGUCUCCUUCGCAAACGGCAGAGAAAAGCAAGCUGGAGGAGAGAGAGAAGAAAAAGGAGGAGAAAAAGAGAGAAAAGGAUACAGAUAAAGGGAACAAGCCAGCAGCAUUUGAGAAGAAAAGAGAUGACAUCCAGAUAGAUUCCAGAGCUAGUCCUAAGAAGAGCGCAGAGCCCGCUAUCGACCUGCUAGGCCUCGAUGCACCCACAGCAGGCAGCGGAGCGGGAACAAGCAGUGCUGCUCCAAUCAGUGAUGACCUCGACAUUUUCGGACCAAUGGUAUCCAACCCUCUGCCCUCAAGCACCAAUACAAACCAGGUCAGUUCCAGUAUGCCGUCUGGAAGCAUUCAGACCGGCUCCUCCGCAGUGCCCGUGGCAGGAUCUGCCGGAACGGGAAGUGCUGAUCCAGCACAAGGAGAUCUGGACCUGUUCAGUGAAAACAGCGGGAGCAGCAAAGCAGAAGACUCGGCCAAGAAACCGCUCUCCAAGGACUCCAUUCUCUCCCUCUACGGCUCCAGCUCUGUUCCACAGCAGCCCGCACAAGCCGCCGCAAUGUUCAUGGGACCUUCGCAGAUGCAGUUCCCGGCGCAGCCGCAGGGGAACUUCCAGGCCUUCCCUGGGAUGGGAGGGGCCAUGCCACCCACUACCAUGAUGGGGGCUGUCAUGGGCCAGGGCGGAGCUAUGAUGGGCCAAAACACGGGCAUGAUGGUUGGCAUGACGAUGCCCAAUGGUUUCAUUGGAAACGCACAGCCGGGGGUGAUGGGCUUGGCCCCAGGCAUGAUGGGACCUCAGGGCAUGCUUCCCCCUCAAAACAUGUACGCCAUGCAGCCGGGUCAGCAGGGCCAGUGGAAUAUGGCACAGAUUAACCAGCAGAUGUCUGGAAUAAACCUGAACGGCUCUGGUGCUCCAGUGGCAUUCGGCCCAGCCGGUGCCCCUAUGGGUGGUUGGGUGGCACCGCCCUCGGGUCAGACCCUAAGCACCCAGCUCUGGAAGUGAGCGAAGGUGGAGGAAAGGGGCACAGCAUCUCUCCAUGAGUUUUAUUCGUGUACUGUUUAUUUCUCUUUCCCAUCAUUAUGGCUCUGGAGAGCAUCGACUCUCCAGGCAAAGAGCAUUGCCUUCUGUGUAUUGAUCAAGUGAGAGAGUGUGGAGUUUAAGAGACUGGCAGCUUUGUCCGUCUUUUAUUUGCAGUUUUUUUCUUCUAUAUAUAUAUUUUGGGGGGUCAGACACGCAUAUCAGCUAAGAAAGCUGCUGGACCAAUUAUACAGGCUUCUAAUAUAUCUUUACCAAAUCAAUAGUGAGUAAUAGUAUUUAAAAGACAGAGGUAUGGCUAUCAAAUUUGUGACUUCCCAUCUCUUUCCGAACUUCUGUGUAUAGGCCCCACGUCCCCUAACCCUGUAGCAGAUAUCAUAUAGACCCAUGUAUUGUAUGUAAUCAUGAGAUAGAGAAACCCCUCGCCCCCCUCUUCAUUCUCAAACCAUCUCAUCCGUGUAGCUCCAUCUUUACUGUGAUGUUUUAAUGUGUGCGUUACAAUGAAGCACAGUGAGUGAAAGGCAAAUAACCCUGGACGACUUUACAUCCGUUACUGUGAUGGCUAACGGGGGGCAGGGGAUAUAUUAGGGGGUUGGGAAUUGUUACAUUUUAGUGAGUUUUUGAGAGUACGGAGCGUGCAAUCAAACACGAGUUCCGUCGCUGUAGCAGAGCAUCUUUCCUCUCUCACAGGGUCUCUCUGCUGUGCAAUAAUAUAAACAUCUUCACCUUGUCAUCCAGGUUUAUUUCUAAAAUGUGUUUACAUUUUCUGGUGCCUAGUACAGAGAAAGAAUUAUGUUAUUUCGUGCAUUAAACAGUGAAUAGCCAUGAA